AUGGGAUUCCGGCAGUCAGCUGCCACCCUGGCCAUGGGGCGCCACACUGUCCUGCUCCUGCUCCUGGCUUUCCUGACGCUUCGGGAGGUCAUCCCCGUACCGCUGGCCCUGAGGGCCCUCAGCAAUCUGCACAGGUCAGCCAGCUUCACAUCCCGCCCUGCUGUACCCACGAAGUACACGGUUCACUACCUCCAACAGAAGGUUGAUCAUUUUGGAUUUACUACAGAUAAAACUUUUAAACAGCGGUACUUACUAGCUGAUGAACACUGGAAGAAAGAUGAUGGAUCAAUACUUUUCUACACUGGUAAUGAAGGAGACAUUGUCUGGUUUUGCAAUAAUACGGGGUUCAUGUGGGAUGUGGCUGAGGAACUGAAAGCUAUGUUGGUAUUUGCUGAACAUCGAUACUAUGGAGAAUCCCUACCUUUUGGUAACAAUUCAUUCAAGGAUUCCAGAUACUUGAAUUAUCUGACAUCAGAACAAGCUCUGGCAGAUUUUGCAGUGUUAAUCAAAUACUUGAAAAGAACAAUCCCAGGAGCUAAAAAUCAACCUGUCAUUGCCCUAGGGGGCUCUUAUGGUGGCAUGCUUGCAGCCUGGUUCAGGAUGAAAUACCCUCAUAUGGUGGUUGGAGCUCUUGCAGCCUCUGCCCCCAUCUGGCAUUUUGGUAAUCUGGUACCUUGUGGUGUAUUUAUGAAGAUCGUAACUGAAGAUUUUAGGAAAAGUGGCCCAAAUUGUUCAGAGACCAUCCACGAUUCCUGGGGUGCUAUUACUCGACUCGCAAGAACAGGCAGUGGCUUGCAUUGGCUUUCUGAAGCCCUUCACUUAUGUACCCCAUUAAGAAAUUCGCAGGAUGUUCAGCAUUUGAAAGGCUGGAUCUCUGAAACCUGGAUAAAUCUGGCAAUGGUGGACUACCCUUACGAGUCUAACUUUUUACAGCCUUUGCCUGCUUGGCCUAUCAAGGUAGUGUGCAAGUAUUUGAACAAUCCCAGUUUAUCUGAUGCACAGCUGCUGCAGAAUAUUUUCCAAGCUCUGAAUAUAUAUUACAAUUACUCAGGCCAGGCGAGAUGCCUGAAUAUAUCAGAGACAACAACUAGCAAUCUGGGAACCCAGGGUUGGAGCUAUCAGGCUUGCACAGAAAUGGUCAUGCCUUUUUGUACUAAUGGUAUCGAUGACAUGUUUGAGCCUCGCUCAUGGAACUUUAGGGAAUAUUCUGAUGACUGUUUUAAACAGUGGGGUGUGAGACCAAGGCCCGCCUGGAUCACUACUGUGUAUGGAGGCAGAAACAUCAGUUCACACAGCAACAUUGUUUUUAGCAAUGGUGAACUAGACCCCUGGUCAGGAGGUGGAGUAACCAAGGAUAUCACAGACACCUUGGUUGCGAUCACCAUCCCAGAAGGGGCCCAUCAUCUAGAUCUUCGAGCCAGAAAUGCCUUUGACCCCACGACCGUGCUAUUAGCCCGCUCCUUGGAAGUUAGACACAUGAAGCGGUGGAUCAGAGAUUUCUAUGCCAGUCAGAGAAAGAAGCACUGAGAAAUUUUGAUCACUUUCAGUUUCUUUUCUGUUCAUUCUACCCACGUUCCCAUUCACUUUGGUUUUCUACAUGUAAUUACUUUCCCUUGUUUGUCAUUAGAUUUGAUGAGGCAAAGGUUGAGAUAGAAGAGAGGGUGAUGAUGGUGACAGCAGCCAUCCCACACCCUGAAUCGUCGCCCUCUUCACACCACCCCUGGGAAGAAUCUCUUUGUGACAGUUUUCCUAUACCAUCAGUGGCCCUCAUAACCGGAGCAGAGUUCCUGACUGCCUUUCACAAGAGGGAGGGUCACUUCCUUUGUUUCUCUGCAAGCAGAGCUUCCUCUUGGGUUUGAGGGUAAAGUCUCUUUGGUCCGUUUGUCACUCCCUAUCCCUUCCCUCAAAAAAGAACAGCAGAAGAUAGACAAAAAUGAUGUAAUUGCAGCUGGUAGGAAGGAUGUCCGAUGCCAAUCCAGGAAAUGGAAGCCAUUUCUUUUGUACUUGAUUUAAUGAUUUUGACUGUGCUGUAAAUAAAGAA
Molecule: messenger RNA, 2041 nt
Organism: Puma concolor (puma)
Lineage: Eukaryota; Metazoa; Chordata; Mammalia; Carnivora; Felidae
Source: RefSeq, a predicted model, not a curated record